CAGCCAAAUCAAGGUUGGGCGGUGAGGGAGGAGGGGCAGGGGCCCCGGGAGGUGGCCUUUGCGACUCUGGGGCCACUCCUGCAGACUCUGGUCCCGCGAGCGCGAGCUGGAAGCAUAAAAGGCCCGGGCGGGUAAGGGCGGGCCUGCAGCGGGAGGUGGGCUCCAGACCCCCCCAACCUGUUGCGGGGCGCAGCGGGCUGUAGAGAUGGGCCGUUACUCCGGCAAGACAUGCCGGCUGCUGUUUAUGCUGGUGCUCACCGUGGCCUUCUUCGUGGCCGAGCUGGUGUCGGGUUACCUGGGCAACUCCAUCGCGCUGCUCUCGGACUCUUUCAACAUGCUGUCAGACCUGAUCUCGCUGUGCGUGGGCCUGGGCUCCGGCUACAUCGCGCGGCGCGGUUCCCGCGGCUCCAGCGCCACCUACGGCUACGUGCGGGCCGAGGUGGUGGGCGCGCUCAGCAACGCAGUCUUCCUCACCGCGCUCUGCUUCACCAUCUUCGUGGAGGCCGUGUUGCGCCUCGCGCGACCCGAGCGCAUCGACGACCCGGAGCUGGUGCUCAUCGUGGGCGCCCUGGGGCUGGCGGUCAACGUGGUGGGGCUGCUCAUCUUCCAGGAUUGCGGCGCCUGCUUCUCCCGCUGCGCCCGGGGUCGCCGGACCCGCCCUUCGCAGCAGCCAAGCCAGGGGGAUCCUCGUGGCGCUUUGGGGUGUCCCCAAGAGGCUGCGACAGCCACAGCUCCCGGCUCGGGCACAGCAGUGAUUCUCCGGGGGUCCUCGGCCGGAAGAAAGCAGCAGGAGGGCGCGACCGUGUUCUCUAAUGUAGCAGGUGAUUCCCUGAACACCGAGAAUGAACCAGAAGAGAUGAGGAAAAAAGAGAAGAAGUCUGAAGCACUCAAUAUCAGAGGUGUUCUUUUGCACGUGAUGGGAGAUGCCUUGGGGUCCGUGGUUGUGGUCAUCACGGCUAUCAUAUUCUAUGUUCAGCCCCUGAAACGUGAAGACCCGUGUAACUGGCAGUGCUACAUUGACCCCAGCUUGACUGUUGUCAUGGUCAUCAUUAUCUUAUCGUCAGCUUUCCCACUGAUUAAGGAGACUGCUGUCAUCUUGCUGCAGAUGGUCCCCAAGGGGGUCAAUAUGGAAGAGCUGAUGAGUCAGCUGUCUACCGUGCCUGGGAUUAGCAGUGUGCAUGAAGUGCACAUCUGGGAACUUAUAAGUGGGAAGAUCAUUGCCACCUUGCAUAUCAAACACCAGAAGGGCACGGAAUACCAGGAUGCCAGCAGAAAAAUCCGGGAGAUCUUCCACCACGCUGGAAUCCACAAUGUGACUAUCCAGUUUGAAACCCUGGACCUGAAGGAAGCCCUGGAGCAGAAGGACUUCUUGCUGACCUGCAGUGCCCCCUGCAUCACCCAGAGCUGUGCUAAGAAGCUGUGCUGUCCCCCAGGGACACUGCCUCUGGCUCUUGUCAAUGGUUGUGCAGAGCACAAUGGUGGGCCCUCUCGAGAGUCUUACCGAAGCACAGAACCCCCAGAAGUGGCCAUUGAUGUGGCUUUGGAUGGCUGUCCAGGGGAGCAGGGACAGACUCUCAGCAAGACUCAGGAGGGACAGCAUUAUGAAAACAGUACUCAUUUUUAGUGGGUUCCCACACAAUUCAAACUGUCUGAACAGACACUUUGGUGUCACCGGCUCUGCUUAUGGGAAGAGCUCUGUGGGUGUGUAUCCUGUCAGUAGGGGUCAGCCGUACCCUGGGCAUCUCAUGGUUCUCUGUGCCAGUUUCAGUAUGGACAAGAAAUUCCUAAAGCAGAGUGCCCUAGUGUAUAUACCAGGAGUGUUGAAGGACUCAGUGACUAUGAUGUGGGACUCUGAGUCAGUCUUGUCUGUCUCGUGGUGCUGGGGAAUUGCAUACAGGGCUUGUGCAUGCUAAGGAACUGCUCUGUUACCGAGGUGAACCCUGUAGCCUUUGCUUUUGCACCCAUCAGAACUUCUGGCUGACUCUCAAGUGAGCUCAAAGCUUAAGUGGGCAGAAAAAAAAAGUUAAGCACCUUAACUAUACUUCCUUCUCUUCCCCUCAAAGAGCAUAAAAGAUGAGCGUCCGCCAUUUAUAGCACUGCAGAAGUAUAUAUUCUUAAGUCCACUCUUGGACCGUGAGACACGAACACCUAAUACAUGAAGGCAAAACGCAUAGCUUUUAAGAUGGAAAGGCAGAUUGCCUCUUGAGACAGGAAGUACUCUCACCACAUUAGAGGGGGUACGCUUUGCGGGGGCCGAGGGAAAGGUGGGUUCCUUUGCUUUGUGAGGUGGCUAAUGGUUGCUUCCUGCUGGGACUAAGCUGCAGCCAUGGUGUGUUUCUUCUCCUUUUCUUAUUCACCGAUUUAUCGUCUCUGAAAGUUUCCAGGUAGGAUUGUUGCCACGUCUAGUUCUGAUAAUGAUUUUCCUAUCCAGAAUUCCUCACAGCCAUCUUUUAUGAUCACAUUGAUCUGUGCAGAAUUGAUCGGGGGAGAUGAACCUUCUGCGAAAGGGAGAAUACUCAUUCUGGCUACACAAAUAAGCUAGCUUGCCUUUGCUUUAAUUAGGCAUAUUUUAAAGUAUUUAUUGCAGUUGCCAACUAGUAACUGGGUGGAAAAGUUAAUUUCCCAGGGAGAAAUGAAAAGUAAUUUGGUUGCUGACUUUAAUGUGUUCAGAGGCUCUUAGAGUUUUAUGUCUGUGACCCAUGUUACUAAGUUCAAAUAAAUUAUGAUCUGAUUUAGGCACAUAGCUGAACUGUAUUGGUAGAAGAAAGUGCAAAAAUGUCUGUCCCCGUGUUUUAUACCUUGUUUGGCAUCCAUGUUUAAAUCAAAGCCUCAGAGGUAUGACGGGGGGUACCUGAUGGAGCCAACAUCUUGUUAGACAAGUUUCAAGGCUCACUGAAAGUGGUCUUGUUCUAGGCUUUGAUCCUACUGAGAAACUGCAUAGGAUUCAUCAGAAGUGGUGCAUGGUCACAGAAAAGGCAGCCACACUUGUCAACGCAAGCAUCAUUUUAAAGAAAAUGCCUUCAUUGGGCACGGUGGCACAUGCCUAUAGUCCCGGCUACUCAGGAGGCUGAGAGAGAAGAGUCACGUGAGCCUAGGAGUUCAAAACUAGCCCAGGCAAAAUGGUGAGACUCAGGGUGUUUUGUUUUGUGUUUUUAGUAUUAGUCUUAAAUCUGGAGGCUGAUGGGCAGCCGUGAUCUGGAGUAUUGGGAAAUCUUUGUUCCUUAGAAGUUGAUUAGAUCUAAACUGACCAUCCAUAAGUAAAUAGAAAAACAUCUAAAGCCUUUCUAAUUCCCAGAAGUUUAUUGGGUUAGAUUAUGUAUGCACUUUAUAAGCUAGAGGAGGAAAAAAGACAGAGUUUCUACUUUGGGCACCAAACCUGUGAUGUAGACUUACAGAGACCAGAGGAUUCCCCAGGAAGCCCAGUGUAGGGAUGUGCAUGCGGAUGCUGCCACGCCAACUCUGUUCCAUGCCUUAGUUGAAGCCAAAGUAGAAAUUUGUCUCUAACGUCCAACUCUCAAUUCACUGUGCCUUAUGCUUAAAGGAAAAGAAUUAUAAUUUCACAAUUCUCCUACUAGCUAAAGGAAUGUAUUUUAGUUUGCAUGUAAAUAACAUUCUUUAAUUUCUAAAGUACUUUUUUUUUAAUGGAAAGAAAAUACACUUAGUUCCAAUAUAAUUAAAUUUAACCUUGAAUGACACUCGACUAGCAAAUUAUAGACAGGAGCCAGUAUGAAAUACGGCUUUUUGAAGACAGCCAGUGCGUGUUUACUAAUUGCACAUUAGUUGAAAGGGUACGAUGCGUUUGCUACGUGGUUGUGUUUAACACCCCCACCCCUGGCUGUCUGGUGUUUUUGUUUGGGGUUUCCUGGAUCCUUGAUUGUCUUGAUUUUUUAAUUCUCUGAAGAUGAGAAUGAUGUUUUUUCCUCCCUGGAUCAGCUGUGCGCCUGGUGGACAAGACAAUAGAGUUUCUUUGAGCCCGGGUAAACACUGACCUUCAGUUCAUGUCCUGCAUGCUCAGGUUCAUCCUAGAGCCCCUCCUGCCUCUCUCCUUCCUGCCUGCCCUCCUCAUUUCCCCUGGAAGGGGUGCAGGCUCAGGGCCUUCAAGGCUGCGAGGCAUGUUUUGCUGAUGAGCUACAAUCCCCAGCCCCAAAGACUAAUUUUUUAUAGUCUGUGUCACACCCUAUAUGGGACAGACCAGGUGUCCUGUGUGCCGUCCUUCUAGGGUUUUUCGUGGUUUCCUGUGUUUGUUUCUCUGUGGAGCACAGCACUUCCUUCCAGUGCAUAAGCACCUGUUAUAGGAAAGGAUUGCUUCCCUUCCCUCCACAUCUUCCAAUCUUAGUUUUUAAAAUUGGGAUAUUUCUUGACAAUUUGGUUAUUAUGAACACACACAGGGAUAUCAACCUCCAUUACACACACACACACACACACACACACACACACACACACAAAACCUGCAAAUUAGGAACUCCAAGAUUCAAUGGAGUGGGUGUUAGUCAGGGAGUUUCCAUCUUGAUACGUUGGCACUCUGAGCCAGGUGUGUCCAGGUCAUAUUAUGUAUUAUUUAGGAGCAUUGUUGAUUUCUAGUCACAAAUCGCAAAUCAUCUCCCCAACCUAUGACAACCAAAAGUUCCUCUAGACAUUGUCAUGUAUUCCCUGGGGGGAAGUUUGUUACCCCUCUCUACUUCUAAACCAUGAGCUAUAAUCAUAUUUAAACAUUAUUGAUGGACCUGUUCCUCCCAAGCCCAAUAGUCUCCUCUAUUCUUCAGAUUUCAUAGCCCCCCUGCCUCCUGACUGGCCUGGAACUCUCUGUUCUGCAGCCCCAGCCUCCUGAGGUCAGAGUUCAUAGGCACCCGCCACCACACUUACAUCAGGAUUUACUGUUUACAAGCAGUAUUUUAACAGGACGUUCAUUUGCUAUGCUGAGGCUUGAAGCCACCCUUGCUACAUGGACAUGCACGUGGAGGGAAGCUCUUGGUAACCUGAGGCAGUCAUUGACCACAUAGUGAGUUUGAGACUAGCCUUUCUACAGGAGACUUGAGUUAGGUUACACUUUUUAUUUGGGUUUUGAAUCUGGUUAGCUAGCAGUCACUGACAGCGUGCCUUCUCUAGAGCUCUGUCAUUGCCUUAUGUCCUGUCACCCUUUGUGCUUCUGAGUUUAUUUCCACUCAGGUGACCAUGAGUGGGAACAAGGUGGUCAAACCAGGAAAGCAGUUUCUUAAGCAGAACCUGUAUUGGAUCCAAAUCUUCAAUGUAUAAAAUGUUCUUAGAAAUUGGAAAAUAUAUGUUAUUUUUCUGGCAUGUCCUUUCUUUCUAACUACCCUACCCUGACCCAAGACUUUUCCUAUUUGCAUGGACUUUUCUUAGCUAGGUGGGACUGGUGCCUUCAGGCCAGAGACUCUGAAUGGACUCUGAAUUGGAGUGAGCACUAUCCAGAAAGGAUUGACCAGGGAGAGCCAUCCCUUCCUGGAGGCUCAGUUAUGUUACAGUAUUGUGGAGUUUUGUUGCUUAAAAAUCCUCCUUCUCUUCUCAAGGGCAAGAUUGCCAAAGUGUAGCAUCACAUUUGGGUGGGGGUGGUUAAAACUUCAGAGUUUCAAUAACUUCUUGCUAGUUGCAUGGGAACACCCCCACCCCCACACACAAUGGAUGUGCACGUGCACACCUGUUGCUGGUGAAGAGCAUUCAAUGGUGCUGUAAAUGAUGUGUUUUGAAAACUAGAAAUGCCAAUCAAAUGUUUGUGGAAAUUAAACAGACAGCU
Mus pahari (shrew mouse) is the source of this 5752-nucleotide messenger RNA. It is a transcript of the gene Slc30a10, whose product is annotated as solute carrier family 30 member 10. Gene Ontology annotation, molecular function: zinc ion transmembrane transporter activity. Gene Ontology annotation, biological process: intracellular zinc ion homeostasis; zinc ion transmembrane transport; detoxification of zinc ion. The record is from RefSeq and is a predicted model, not a curated record. The transcript is spliced from 4 exons. Bases 206 to 1624 code for a protein of 472 amino acids. NCBI's taxonomy places the organism in Eukaryota, Metazoa, Chordata, Mammalia, Rodentia, Muridae. Gene Ontology annotation, cellular component: membrane.